This is a messenger RNA of Ictalurus furcatus (blue catfish), 1087 nucleotides long. Its product is annotated as F-box only protein 48. Gene Ontology annotation, molecular function: protein binding. The record is from RefSeq and is a predicted model, not a curated record. The coding region runs from base 113 to 571 and encodes 152 amino acids. The transcript is spliced from 3 exons. NCBI's taxonomy places the organism in Eukaryota, Metazoa, Chordata, Actinopteri, Siluriformes, Ictaluridae.
GCGGGUCCUGACGCCAUAGUUGUCAAUACAGAAGACAUUUAAACUGUGAGCUGUCACAAAGCGAAACAAGCUGGAGAACCGGGUUAAGAGGCGUGUACGGCGAUGCUGAGAGAUGCAGCAUGUGUCUAAAAGGAACAUCAAGCCCCGUUCUGUUGGAGAAGGAGUCGUCUCCUUGAUGUCCAUCAGGAAUGGAGGACCAGAGCUGAACUUCACGGAGACACUCCCUACAGAGAUGAGUGUGAGGAUCUUCAGCGAGCUGGACGUGAGGAGCCUGUGUCACGCCUCGGUGACAUGCAAACACUGGAACGUGAUCAUCAAGGAAAGCGAUAACCUGUGGAGGAACCACUGUCUGAGCUGCGUCUGUCACAGGGAGGUGGACGGGGACCGGAGCGAUGGACUGUCCUGGAAGGUGACUCUGGUGCGUAAUUACCAGAAGAGCUGUGUGAAGAGAAGAUGGUUAAAGGGAAAGUACAGCAACGUCCGCUGUGCUGAAGAUCUGCCCCCAAACAGCAUGUGUCCUCUGGAUGUAGAGACCUGGGGGGAAAUCCUGGAGGCAGAGCUCGAGAGAUAAAGAACACAGAUGUUUACAGUGUUGAUGAAAUGCUCUACCGACUACCUCCUGAGCACAAACACGAGCACUUGCUUUUGCUCUUUUUAUGUAAUGAUCGUGUAUAUUUUUUUAAAACGUAUUUAAAGAGUCCGAUUUGUGUUAGAGACUGAUUGAUGAAUGUCAUAACUGCCAGGAAGUUGGUGUGAGAAAUGAUCUUAUUCAUAUGCUUAGUCAGGACAGACUCUCUUUAUGUCGAUUGUGAGAAAAUUGUCAGAAAGGAGAGAUGAAAUUGUAAGUCAAAGAUUGCAAAAUGGAACACGUAUCAUUUCCUUUUAUAAUUUGUUCCAUCAGCAAUGACAGCUGAACUUUUCUUAUUUGUAAGUUUGUUCGUUUUUAUAAUCAUUAUUAUUGAGUGGGUUUUUUUUUAAAUGUAAUAUAUUACCUAUAUGUUAAAUUAUCUCGCUGAUCUUCAUAUCAGAUGGUGUCACUCAUAUUGCUGUGUCAACUAAAUGAAAAAAUAAAAACACAAUAUACUAC